Messenger RNA from Lingula anatina, 2440 nucleotides. RefSeq lists its product as uncharacterized. Gene Ontology annotation, biological process: coenzyme A catabolic process. Lineage: Eukaryota; Metazoa; Brachiopoda; Lingulata; Lingulida; Lingulidae. The record is from RefSeq and is a predicted model, not a curated record. Gene Ontology annotation, molecular function: coenzyme A diphosphatase activity.
UUUUAAUCAAAGAAUGUUCAAACUCUAGGCAUUAAUUGUCGAAAAGUAAAACAUGGGCGCUGAGCAGUUGGUUUGAGAUCUUGUUACAUUCUUAAUGAAAGAUGCAUGUUCGGCUGUUACCUUGGUUGAUUAAUCAACCUGGUUAGUGAACCAAAAAUCCACCGACAAUGACUUUAAAACGCCAUACUAGUCUACCAUAGACCCCAUUCAAUAUAGGGAACUAACUAGUCCAAGGGUCAAAUAUGGCCGACCCACUUGAAUACGGGAUAUCUAAUACUAUUCAGUGUCUACUGGUAUUAGUGGAUUAGACGGCAAUCUUUGUAGUGGAUCGCCAUAUUCUAUCCUCGGACUAUUUAGCCCCCUAUUUUAAAUGGCCCCAUAAACCCUAUCAAAAUAGCUUAACUAUUUUAAACUAUAUCCCCCCCAACCCUGUCUCCUCUAAUAUACCAUGCAGUAGCCAGACUUAUGCUGACAGUGUGAUGAUGAUGGUGCUGGGGGUGGAAGGAAGAGGGGAAGUCUCAGGGAUACAUUCUCUUGGUGCAGAUAUAAAAUGGUGGACACAAGGACAAGGCUUAUGAUAUGAUGACCAUCGCAGAAAUCAAAAAGAAUAUUUUAACUUCACCAGUGGUGACACCAGUGGUGCUAAGACCACAUGCGAGCCACAGAGGAGCUGGUCAGCUCAGUCACCAUCAGCAUUCACAGGUUUUAAAUAUGAACAGUCCAAAUGUUGUAUUGCCUGACAACAGUCAUACUGGAGAGAAGGAAAAGUUCAGAGAAUUAACAAUGGAUGAACUUCGAAAUUUUAGGCUGAAAAAAGCAUCUGUUCUGGUCCCUCUGUUACUUACUGGUGGUGAGCUGUAUGUUCUUCUCACAAAACGUUCUAUGAAAGUUCGCAGUCACAAGGGGCAGGUGGCGCUCCCUGGGGGUGCCUUUGAUGUCACAUGUGACAGGACAGACGUAGAUACUGCGUUAAGAGAAACAGAGGAAGAGGUGGGAUUAAUGGCAGAGAAGGUGGAGGUGAUUGGUCAGUUGACGCCAUUGAUUUCUGCCGCUGGAUACCUCGUAACUCCCAUCAUCGCCAUAAUUCAGGAGUUUAAGCCACUCUUGAACAGGGAUGAAGUAGAGGAUGUCUUUUACUUACCUCUUAGACGAUUCCUUUCCAAUGAUAGACAUCACCAUUCUCAGUCCACUUCGUACAAAAUUCCAUUGCACUACUUCACUGACACAGUAGAUGGGAAAGAGUUUAACACUUGGGGCUUAACGGCUUUAAUCUGUAUUGCCAUGGCAAUGAUUGUGUAUCAAAAGCAGACUGACUUUGUUGUGGAUGAUGACAUAAAGGUCACAUUGGAAAAUCCAACAGCAGUCCAUGACGCCAUGUUGAGUUACAUGAAUGAAGAGGAGUCCAAGGUUGUCAGUAGUAAACUGUGACAAGAGCUGACUCUUCACCUUGUUGUCUUUUAUUGCAGUAAUUACUCCAUCUUUUCAUGGGGGAGAAAUUGUGAGUUUUACAGAUACUGAAUUUUUUAAUUCAUAUUAAUUAAAUUUCUUAAAAUUAAAACAUUCCUAGUUUUGAGAUUGAGUGGUAGCAAAAAAAAAACUGAAAGACAAGCUGCUUUAUGUUUCUUUUCUAUGUACAGAAAAAGCACCACAAAUGGUACACAAAAAUGAAUGUCAGUGAUUUCAUAAUUAUGUUUGUAAAAAAAAUGGUAAUUUUCCCCAUUAAACAGAGCAAGUAGAUAAAGAUGAAUUGAAGAAAAUUCAGAACAAGAAGUUAUUUGUACAGUGAAACAGGAAUUUUAAUUCUACACAAUGGGGUCAAAUAAUAUUAAACUUGCUCAUACAAAGUAUAUUUUGUUUUAGAUGAUAAUAAUUUACUGCACCAUUUUAUGAUCCCAUAAUAGACCAGUAAACUGUAAAUGGUAAAGGAUUGCUCUGAUAAUGUGAUUGAUAAUUGGUUGAUGCUAUACCUAUGGCAUAAUAUUCCUAAUAAUAAUUAUAAAAUUAUCUUGUAGUACAUCUGAUACAAAGGCUUUGAUCUGACAUACCUAUUUAUUUAAGUUAUACAAGAAAGCACAAAAUUUGUAUAUUACUGUGAAAAAAGAAAGUACACAGAAUUUAUAUCAAGCUAAUAAACUUAAAAAAUUGAAUCUUAUUAAUCUUUUUAUUUUAUUGACCACAGUGAACUCGUAAAAGUUGAGUGAAUACAUAUACAGUAAAUAUAGGUCUAUAUGCUAGCAGAAACAGAUUAUCUGAGCACAUGCCUUGUGUUCUCUUCCAGUGGCCUUAACAUGAAUAUGUCAGUGACACAUCAGCUCAGGUCAUUUGAGACAGAAAUAUAUUUUAUGGUCAGUAAACAUAUUUAGGGAGUUGAUAUAUGCUCAAGAUAGAUUUGGCACUCUUUUCAUUUAUUUUAAAGACUUUUUCUUCUUGUUUCACACCU